AUCUUAGGAUAUUUUCCGGCCUAGGUCGAAUAGCAGCGGGGCGGCUCUUCAAGCUCCACAGUUUGACUCUCAUAAAAGACGGCGAAGAUGAAUAAUACAGAAGAAUCUGAGUUAAUGGACGCAGAAAUUGAGGAAGAUGGUCCUCCGCCUGGAUGGGAAUCCAUCCCAAAAUCUGAAGAACAACAACCGAGUAAUAACGAUGUCGAUAAUGAUGUAGAUGAUGAAGAUCAAGGACCUCCACCCGGAUGGGAACUUAAUCAAUAUCAUCAAGAAGAAAAGAAAGAGGGAGAUGAUGAAGAAGAAGAAGAAGAUUCGUUAGACGACGGACCUCCACCCGGAUGGGAAACAAUGGCGAAAUCAGAAAGCAAUGAGAUGGAAGAAGACGAUGAAGAUCCACUGGAUGAUGGUCCUCCACCCGGUUGGGAACCCAUAUUACAUCAGUCGCCGUCAAUCUCCGCCGCGAUUACGCCACGAUCCCCCAUUUUAGAACCUGUAUUGAAACAGGAAGUAAAAAGUGAGGACGACGACGACGAUGAUGAUCCCGUUAGUGAUGGACCUCCACCGGGUUGGGAAUCUGUUGAUCCUCAUCGUGGAUUAUCGGUGGCAACUCCUUCACCUCCUGUAAGGAAACAAGAAGGUAAAGGAGAUGAUGAUAUUGCUCCUCCAUCAAAAUGGCAAUCUGAACGUAUCCCUUUUACUAAGAAACAUAUGGCGCCGCCUUUACCACAAUCAUUGUCUACUCCGGCAGCACCAUCUUCGGAUUCAGAAAUGGGUCAAAUGGUGUGUGGUUCUUGUCGCCAGUUGCUUUCACAUCCAUUAGGCGAAAGAUAUGUUCAAUGUUCAUGCUGUCUAACAGUUAACUUUGUUCUAGAAGAGCAUCAAGUUGGGCAGGUGCAGUGUAGGAGCUGUUCAGUGCUGCUUAUGUACCCGUAUGGAGCUUCAUCGGUUAGAUGUUCAUCUUGUCGUUGUGUGACAAACAUUGGGGCUCAUAAUAGACGCCCUCUUCUAUCUGUACAGCAGGGUCGAGGGGAACCGCCUAUUCCGAAUUCGGUUCAUUAGAUUGAUUGUUUUAUUGAUGAUUCAAAUUCGGUUCAUUAGAUUGAUUGUUUCAUUGAUGAUUCUAAGUGUUUGUAUACAACCUUUGUUGGUAGUCCUAUAAGGUAAUUAUGUAACUUCAAUGAAAUGCAAAACUCUAAGAG
Impatiens glandulifera is the source of this 1199-nucleotide messenger RNA. RefSeq names its product cell surface glycoprotein 1-like. The transcript has 4 exons. Lineage: Eukaryota; Viridiplantae; Streptophyta; Magnoliopsida; Ericales; Balsaminaceae. The record is from RefSeq and is a predicted model, not a curated record. The coding region runs from base 88 to 1059 and encodes 323 amino acids.